Molecule: messenger RNA, 705 nt
Organism: Papaver somniferum (opium poppy)
Lineage: Eukaryota; Viridiplantae; Streptophyta; Magnoliopsida; Ranunculales; Papaveraceae
Exons: 2
Coding region: 1-705 (234 amino acids)
Source: RefSeq, a predicted model, not a curated record
AUGAAAGAAAAGGAAAAAUUAGGUCAGUCUUCGUCGAAUGAACCUCCUAUUAAAGCAGAGAAACCAACUUCAGCUAAUGAAGUGGUAAGUGAAGAUGAAGAGGAAUUGAAUGAAGGAGAUGCACCAGCCUCCCAGACUCCAGAGAUGACAGUAAUAAGAAAAGAAGAAAAGAGGAAGAGAAUAUCAGUAGAAGUAACACCUUCUAGUGAGCCCCCUCCACAACCCCGUCACGUAAAACCAUUGGGUGCAAACGCAAAGAAUACAAGUAAACUUGGAGUUGGUGGAGUAAGUGAAGGUGUACUUGCUAUUAGUGGAGGAAAUAAAGGUGGAGUUUCUGGAGGAAAUCAUGGUGUUGCUGUUAAUGGAGGAAAUGAAGGUGGAGGUGUUACUGAUGGAAAUGAAGGUGAAGUUGUUGUAGGAAAUGAAGCUGGAAGAAAUGAAGGUGGAGGAAAUCAAGGUGUUGCUGUUACUGGAGGAAAUGAAGCUGGAGGAAAUCAAGGUGUUGGUGUUACUGGAGGAAAUGAAGCUGGAGGAAAUCAAGGUGUAGUUUUUACUGAAGUUGGCACUUCUAGUGAUGCUUCUCUUGAUAAAAGUAAAGCAGUGGUUGAGGAGGACAAGAAGGGUGUAAAGAAGAAGUAUCCACCAAAGGAUAAUACAAGAGAAAUCAUUGAUUCCAUGGAGUUUUUACCUAAAAAAAAGGAAUGA